AUGUCCGAGAUAGAGAAGGAAUUCCCUCCUCCCCAAGAGGCCACCGUCGACAUAUCCUCAGGCCAAAUGGAGGAGCGCCGCAUGGAAAUCCGCUUCAACAUCUGGAGCACCCUCGGCCUCGUCUACAGCACAACCGCCACCCCGAUCGCAGUCGGAAGCUAUCUCACAUUCAGCCUAGAGCUCGGCGGAAGCCCGUUCUACAUCUACACGUACAUCUUCGCAGUCACGCUGAACAUCGUCCUGUGCACCGCGCUCGCCGAGAUCGCGGCCGUGUUUCCGCAUCCAAGUGGCCACAUCUACUGGAUCGGCAAGCUCGUCCCACAGCACCACGUCAACGUCCUCAGCUACUGCACCGGCGCCCUCACCUCCGCAGCAUGGUUCCUCUGGACCGCAGGCACAUACCUCCUCACAGCGCAGAUCCUAACGGCCGUGGCAAUGGCCCUGCACCCCUUGUACACCGCGCAGCCAUGGCACCUCCUGCUCAUCUCCUGGGCGCAGGCGCUCUUAGCGAUCGCCUGGAACAUCCCGCUCUUCAAGACCCUCCCGGCAGCGCUAAAGAGCAUGGUGUUCCUCACGAACGCGGGCGUCCUCUUCAUCGCACUCGCGCUGCUGGUCCGGACAGCCCCCAAACAGUCCGCGCACGACGUCUUCGCAGCCGUGCUCAAUAACUCCGGCUGGCCGUCCGAUGGCGUCGUCUUCUUCCUCGGCUUGCUCCCCGGCACAACAGCCAUAAACGGGUUCGAUGCCGCCGCGCACAUGGUCGAGGAGAUGUCCCAGCCCGCGAGGCAGGUGCCGCAGGUCAUGUUUGCUGUAUGUGCUUGUGACGAUUGUGGCGGCGACGGCUGUGACGACGACGGCGAGCCGUGUGGUGUGGUCGUUUGCGACGCAUCGGGGGCUGCCGUUUUGGCGCUGGCUUGA
Molecule: messenger RNA, 918 nt
Organism: Aspergillus mulundensis
Lineage: Eukaryota; Fungi; Ascomycota; Eurotiomycetes; Eurotiales; Aspergillaceae
Exons: 3
Coding region: 1-918 (305 amino acids)
Biological process (GO): transmembrane transport
Cellular component (GO): membrane
Molecular function (GO): transmembrane transporter activity
Source: RefSeq, a predicted model, not a curated record